GUAUAUAUAUUGUUCAGAAUUUGGAUAUUUUAUUCAUUUAAAAUUGACAUAAAUAUCUAAUACACUUGCGGAAACUCCGACCAAAUAUGGCUUUCAAGGAAAUCGCAAUGUUUUCCAGUUUAGUGGUGGUCAUCAUAAGCUACAAUGUACUAGAAAGCAAUGCAUUAAUGAUGCAACCAUUAAUAGACCAAGAUUUCUGUGCAGUAAAAGCUAGUUUGUACGAAUUGGGAGAGGCUGAGAUGAACUUGAUGGACGAUUCGCAGACAUUAAACGACAUGCAAAGAGAAUAUUUUGCUGGAAAAGUUGACUAUUCUGCUGUGGAAAGAGCAAGGAAUGAACUUAAUAAGUCCAAAAACAAGUGGUUCCAAAAAGUUAUACAAUAUCUCAAGGCAACAAAUGAAUUUGAGCCCACAAUCAACUAUCAAACCUCAGAUCCACAAAAAGUUUACCAUCAAAUGGAUGACUUGGACAAUUAUAAAGAUGCUCUAGAUGAUAUGCAUGAAAAUAUCCUUAAAUCAAUGUCCCCUACCGUAGCCCAACCUGUUGUAGCAUAAAACUUAUUGUAAUUCUAUGUUUUGUUUUUGACUAUGAUGUAUGUUAUUUUUUUCUAUAAAUCAAAUGUAACCGACUUCGAUUUAAAUAAAACAAAUGAAUCAUCUUUAAGUAUCCAAUAAUAUAUUUUUAUAAAUUAAUUUUAUGUUCCGUCAAAAUCCCUUCAGAAAAAAUAAGUAUUUUACUAGUAUUAUAUACCUUUAGUGGAUCAAACAAACUGUAUAAUUAUGCACACCUAUUAUUUCACGAAUAAAACAUUUUAGUGAAGUUUUAGUAAAUUAAAAAUAAAUGAUUAUUUAUUGAUA
Molecule: messenger RNA, 857 nt
Organism: Myzus persicae (green peach aphid)
Lineage: Eukaryota; Metazoa; Arthropoda; Insecta; Hemiptera; Aphididae
Exons: 2
Coding region: 87-554 (155 amino acids)
Source: RefSeq, a predicted model, not a curated record